This is a messenger RNA of Rotaria sp. Silwood2, 201 nucleotides long. The record is from the annotation of a GenBank genome assembly. NCBI's taxonomy places the organism in Eukaryota, Metazoa, Rotifera, Eurotatoria, Philodinida, Philodinidae.
AUGAUCAAAAAAGAAGAAUGUCCAGAUCCAUCUGUUCAUCUUUAUUUUAAAUUAUUUGAUGGUGAUAUACGUUCACGUGAUGUUACAGAUAAAGUUCAAGAUAUUCUUCAUAGUAAUUUACGUAGAUUUGUUCGUAAUCAAUUAUUAAAUCGAUUAAAAGAUCUUACUGGAGAAAAUCCUCAAUAUCGUUUACCAUUAUAA